GUUUUUUUUCCCCCCCGUAACAAUUCCAAGAAUUAAACUCGAUCCCAUCCUCUCCAACGUCCGGCUCCACGUCUUCAUUAUUACAAUUUACUCAGGCAGGUACCUAACCUUGGGUUGUCUUUUUUUUAACCACAAAUUGUAUUUAGUUUAGUUAAGAAAUUUCCUUACAGGCACAAAAAUGAAAAUCUCAUACUAUAAAUAGGACUGACUGCUUGAAUCAGAUCUCCACCACUCAAUUCACUUUAGACAUUUGAGUCUGCUUUAACACUUUGUUUUUGCUGCGUUCGUUUCUUCUGAAUUUUGGAGUUCAAUCAUUUCCGAAACUCCAGAACAUUUGCAGCAAUGGUGGGCCAAAUCUCUAAUGGAGGAAUUGUGCUUCCUCAUGUUUUCCUAGUUUCUUACCCAGGCCAGGGCCAUGUUAAUCCUCUGCUCAGGCUCGGCAAGAUUCUUGCUUCAAAGGGUCUGCUCGUCACUCUCUCCGCACCCGAAACCAUUGGGGAAAAGAUUCGGAAAUCCAACAAGAACAUCUCCGAAAUCCCCACCCCAUUUGGUGAUGGUAUGAUCCGGUUCGAGUUCUUCGACGACGAAAGCGACAAAAUCACCGAGCCCGACUUGCACGCUGCGAAUCUUGAGAACAUUGGGAAGCAGAAGCUCCCAAUAAUGCUUCAGAAAAAUGCCGAACAGGGCCGCCCUGUUUGUUGCCUAAUUUACAGCUGCUUCAUUCCUUGGGUUGCCGAUGUUGGAGAGUCUCUUCGAAUCCCUUCUGCUCCCUUAUGGGUUCAAUCUGCUGCCUGUUUCUCAGCUUAUUAUCACUAUUACCACAAACUCGUUCAAUUCCCAACUGAAUCCCAACCUGAAUUGGAUGUCCAUUUGCCCUGUAUGCCGGUUUUGAAGUAUGACGAAAUCCCCAGCUUCUUGCAUCCCCACACUCAAUACCCAUCUUUGACAAACUCCAUUUUGGGAAUGUUCAAGAACUUGAACAAGAAUUGCUGUGUACUGAUGGAGUCAUUCCAGGAGCUGGAAAAUGAAGUGAUCAAUUACAUGUCAAAGCUCUGCCCCAUCAAGCCAAUUGGUCCCCUGUUUCGCUACCCAAUUAAUAAAACUCCCGGGUCAACUAAUGUAGAAGAAGAUGAUGAAAUCAAACAGGGGAAAGGGGUAGAGAAUCCAGCAAGGCUUUCGUGUUGUGCUGACCCAGAACACGUGGACCUGGAACUCUACAGUAGUAGCUUUUUACAAGUAUGA
Messenger RNA from Oldenlandia corymbosa var. corymbosa, 1242 nucleotides. The record is from the annotation of a GenBank genome assembly. NCBI's taxonomy places the organism in Eukaryota, Viridiplantae, Streptophyta, Magnoliopsida, Gentianales, Rubiaceae.